Galleria mellonella (greater wax moth) is the source of this 1727-nucleotide messenger RNA. Its product is annotated as sister chromatid cohesion protein DCC1. The coding region runs from base 109 to 1398 and encodes 429 amino acids. Gene Ontology annotation, biological process: mitotic sister chromatid cohesion; maintenance of mitotic sister chromatid cohesion. The record is from RefSeq and is a predicted model, not a curated record. Gene Ontology annotation, cellular component: chromatin; Ctf18 RFC-like complex; nucleus. Lineage: Eukaryota; Metazoa; Arthropoda; Insecta; Lepidoptera; Pyralidae. The transcript has 5 exons.
CCCAGAGCCAUUAAAAUGAGAAAAUAAAAAAUAAAAUAACAAGUUUGUUUUGUUUGCAUCCAAAUUAUUAUUCUUAUAAAUAUUAUAUCCAUUUAUAGUGAUUAUAUCAUGGAUAUGAAUUCUGGAGAACUAAGAACUCCGGAGGAUGCCAGGAAAAUAAUAAAAACUGCUAAACUCCAUGAAUCAGAAUUAACAGAGAUUACACAGAUAUUGAGAUUCCCAAAGCCAAGUGAAAAGAAUGAUAAUCUAAGGCUUAUGUUGUUGGAUACAAAUUUGUUGGCUGAAAUUGAAUCUGGUAACGAGUUGGUAUUCAAAGGUGAUCCGGAUGAAAAUGUGGUAUUAUGCACUAGUAAUAAAACAUACGAUGUUAAAGAAGCCGAAACAUCGAACAGUCUUCUCUUAGUCCCUGAUUUAUUAUUGGGCGCAUCAACAAGUUUAGAUGAAACUAUGAAAAAUAAAUCUAUGGAAUGUGAUUCGGAUUCAUCACUUGACAAAUCUAAUGCAAGUUUAAAUAAGUCUACGGAAUCAGAUGAUGGCACGAAAACUCCACGAAUAAUACAGCAUAAGGACAUUAUUAAUACAUUCUUUACGUAUUACGAAGUAAAGCCGUGUAAGCCACGAUUAUCAAAGUUGCGGAAACUUCUAGAUCCUACAAAAUUUCAAGGUUUAGAGCUGGAAUAUGCUGUAGAUAAAUCCAAAUUAUUAAACUACGAUGCUAUAUUUGAUCAAACACAAGCAUCUAGGGCCGAGUUGGAUACUGAACUUGAAAAGAUACAAGCAAUAAAAAUAGAUGAUUAUUACCGAUUGUUAGAAUUCGAUUAUGAAUUCAGAGUUCUUUCAUAUAUGUUGGAUUUAAUAGAAGAAAACUCGUGGCCCUUAAAUAGAAUUUCUAAGGAAAUCACACUAGAGAGCUUAAAAGAUCUCGUACCUAGUUCAAUAUUGAAGGCAAUGUUUCGAUUUUACACAAAGGAAGCUGUUGUGGAAGAUAGCGUUCAAUAUUACCAAUAUAAACAAGAUAAAGUGUGUAGUUUUCUGGCUAGAGUUUUACUGAAGAGCGCUGGUAAAUUUAAUUUAGCCGAAUUUCUGCAGGCCUGGAGAGAUUCUGUGCCAGAGGGAAUGACAACUGAUGAAUCCCUGUUAUCUGGAAUAGCAUUAAUAGAUAAGACGACCAUACCGCAAGUAAUAUGGGGGUUCGCUGAAAGCGAUUUACCAGAAGAUAUUAACGAGCGUUUUAAAAUUCUAUUCCAAACAAGAACAAAAUGGACAGUGGACCAAAUAUCACCGUAUAUAGAAUGUUACGCCACGGAGAAAAUGAACGUAAAUGCUUUAUUAACUAAGUAUGCAAGAGCAUCAACUCAAGAUGGAGUAAGGGUAUUUUCUGCUAAACAUAUGAAAUAAUAUUGUUAUUAUAUUAAUAUUCAAGGGGAAUCCUCGUAUGUGUCGUGGCAUCCAAAUUUACUAAUGCUUUAAAAAGUUAUAGAGAAGAAGUAUUGCACUACUGAAGGAUUGUAAUUGUUAUAAAUAAUAGUAUAGGUGAUAUUAAUUAAAACAAGGAGAAUCUUAUUAUUUUGUAUUUUAUUAUUAUUUGUUAAUUUUAAUAAUAUAUAUUUAAUUUCAUAAUAUUAUAUAAAAUAUGUAUUAUUGUUUAUGUAUCAAAUUAUAUAUUUAUUAAGAAUUUAUAUAACACAGCCAUCACACUUAAUUUUCUGUAAUACGUAUUUUAAAAA